Messenger RNA from Neohortaea acidophila, 2605 nucleotides. RefSeq names its product BRE1 E3 ubiquitin ligase-domain-containing protein. The coding region runs from base 323 to 2554 and encodes 743 amino acids. Lineage: Eukaryota; Fungi; Ascomycota; Dothideomycetes; Mycosphaerellales; Teratosphaeriaceae. Gene Ontology annotation, molecular function: metal ion binding; ubiquitin protein ligase activity. The transcript has 4 exons. Gene Ontology annotation, cellular component: HULC complex; nucleus. The record is from RefSeq and is a predicted model, not a curated record.
GGUCUCUUGCAUGUGAGCGGUGGGUCCGUGCAAAUUUAAACUUUCGCCAAAAGUCGAUGCUCGCGUGCCAGGGCUUUUGAAUCCGAAACAUCGCUUCAACCUCGACUCCCUUUACAAAGUCUGCUGUUUCUUGAAAGACUGUCCAAAGAUCCCUUGCCAUCCCAUCGCCGCUUCAGUCGCCUCGCAUUCAGUGCCAGUGGCCUGCAGGAGUCUUCAUAUGCUGUCUCAGGCGCAAGGACUUGGACUGGAGCACGGCGUGCGCGAGCUGGCCGCGAUUCGGUCCCUUCCUCUUCUUUCUUUCUCUUCAUUUUAAUCGCCUUCCAUGACCGCCACGCAGGCUCUACCCGUUGUUGCUCUCCCUCCACCGCCCUUUGACGCCACUAUUGCUGUCAAGAUGGAGGAUCGCAAGAGAUCUCUCGCCAACGAUGCAGCCGAAGAUGCUAUGCCCAGUCGCAAGCGAGCGAGGGAUGAAAAUGGCCAGAUGAUGCGCAUGGAUGCGGAGAAAGAGAAGGACGUCGAGAACUAUCAAAAGGACGCCAUUCUUCGCCAGAUGAAGGAGUACAAGCGGCAAAAGAGGGAUCUAGAAGACCAGAAUGCGGAUCUUCUGAAGCGAUGCGAAUUUCACGAUGAUCAUCUCCGUACGAUCGACGCGUGGUUCGCGCAGCUCCUCGAUGAAGUCCGAGUCAUGGCUUCCGAAACACUUCCAAUCCCUCUCUCAAAGGCGACAGACGCCGGCGAGGAAAUAUACACAUCGGCGCUGCUGUUUAAAAACAGUGCAAAGUUCUCGGAGCACUUGCAGGCGCGGUCAAGUUCCAUCAAGAGUGCGAUAUCGGAUCUGUUUGGGCGCAUGCCAUCUGCUUCGCCUGAUGUGGAGAGCCUGAGGCGGCAACUCAACGAGCUUCUCGCCGAAGAGAAGCAGCACACGGUCGAACUUCGGAAGGCCAUUGACGACAAGGAAUCGCUAUCGGAACGGCUUGAGGCGGCAUCGUAUCGCUACAUGACUGCGGAAAAGAAGCUUGAUCGAGCAAAGAGUAGUCAGGUGCUCAAGUUGGAGAAGGCGGCUAUGAUGGGAAGCAGUGCAGAAGCCUCGUCGCCGACCACAAGCAAAAAGGCCGCAACCCCGAAGCGAGAGCAGUCUGAAGUCAAUGGCGAGCCGGAGAACGCUGCAGCAAGCGCUGAGAUCGAGACAGCUCGGAGGGAGGCGGUGGCUGUUGCAGAUCAAAGGAAAGCUCAGCUUGACGAGAUCGAGCAGGACAACGAACGCCUGACGAAUGAAUUGAGCGCAGCGCGCACGAAGCUUGCCAGCCUGACCGAUGACGACUAUGCCGAGACGUCGCUGUUCCGGAUGGUGAAGUCUCAGUAUGAGGAUGUCGUGAAUCGAGUGAAUGACCUGGAGGCCAGCAGUACUACUUUACGGCAGGAGAACCAGAGACUACAAUCUGAGCGGACUUCAUAUCGUAGUGUGGUUGACGACGAGCACCGAAACACCACCAUCGAGACGGAAACGCAACUUGCGAGAACUGAGAACGACCUUUCCCGGAUACGUGUCCAGCGAGACGACCUGCAAGCGGAGUUGACAGUACGAAAGACCGCCGAAGACACUCGACGGAUAUCGACCGAGCAAACAAAACAGCUUGUGGCGGCACGAGACGCCAGAAUCUCCGCCUUGGAAUCCGAAGUCGAACGUCUGCGGUUGCAGAACGGCGAAUCACCCACUCCGGACUCGAAUUUGGACGACUUGGAUACUGACUCCCUCAAGAACAAACUCCGAACGCUUCAGGCACAACAUGAACUGCUUGGGAACGAACUGGCAUCGAUGGCGUCUGCCUGGAGGAAAGCGCAGAGUCUUGCAUCACAGAAGGUGCAGGAGAUCUCUGAUUUCGAAGAGCAGAUUAGUCGAUUGAACAUGGAGAAGACAAAGGCCAACCAGAAGUAUUUCGACGCAAUGAAGACGAAAGAUCUGCAGCAGAACGAGCUUAAGGCGGUCAAGAACCAGAAUCUCAGGAGCAGUGAGAUCGUCACCCAGCUCAAGGACACCGAAGGCCGGACGCGAGAACUCGUUGCCAAUCUAGAGAGGCAGGUCGUGGAGGCCAAAGAGGAGCUUGCGGGGCUCGAGAAGCAAUACAAGGGUUUGGAGCAGAAGCACAAGGAUCUCGCUCUUACCGGUGCGGGAGUCAGCAAGCAGAUUGAGGACUACAAAACUCUCAUCGCGGGCAAAGAUCGCGAGAUCCUGGAUGCAAAGAAGGCGAAACGAGAGACGGAGGAAGAGGCGGAGAAGACCAAGGUCAGGCUUGAAGAUGCAACCAAGCAACUCGACAUUCUGAAAAAGUCGACGAGCUCCGCGGCCGGCGGCUCGGGGGGCGAAGCGAAUUGGCGGAAAGUCGCCAUUUGCCCGGUUUGUAACACGAACAUCCGUAACACGGUCAUCAAGUUGUGCGGCCACGUCUUCUGUCGGAGCUGCGUUAACGAUCUCAUUUCCAACCGGAGUCGCAAGUGUCCCAGCUGCGGCAGGGCUUUCGGGAAUGGCGAUCAUAUGCACAUCGUCCUGACUUGAAGACACUGGACUUCUUCGCCCGCGUCUGGACGAGGAGACGCUUUGUUCCUA